AUGGUCAGGUCUCGCUCGGAAGCCGAGGCUGGGAGUCGGGAGCGCGAGGCGCGGGGCGUGGCGUCGCUGUCUACCCAGGGCUGGGCUCCGGGCUUCGCGCUGCGCUCCGCACCCGAGCCCCCCUUUAAGCCGGAGAUGCUGCACCCGGGGCGGGGGGAGGGCGCCGGCGCGGCUCGCUCAGGGUGGGGCAGUCCGCAUUGUGCGCCCCGCGCUGCAGGUGCCUUCCCCCCACCCCCGCGGGACGGCUAG
Molecule: messenger RNA, 249 nt
Organism: Rangifer tarandus platyrhynchus (Svalbard reindeer)
Lineage: Eukaryota; Metazoa; Chordata; Mammalia; Artiodactyla; Cervidae
Source: the annotation of a GenBank genome assembly